AUGGUGAAUGCGGCAGGAGGCAUAGUCAUCGCCAUUAUCGUGAUACUCAUCGUCGCUGGUGCGGGAUGGGUCAUCUUCACCCAACUGCGCGCUAGGCGCCUCGGCCUUCCGCCUCCCCCGUUAUCGUCCUACAUACCCUUCAUGAAAUCCAACAACUCCCCCUUCGAAGCCCGCCCCGCGCGAGGCGGCGUCGUCGGCUGGUUCAACGACCGCGUCCGCGACUUCAAGCACCGAAACAACCGGACGGCCCGCGGUGCAUACGAGCCCUCUGGCGGCCCUGCGCGAUCGGGCUUCGAUACCGAUGAUGCGUGGGACUCGCGCGUGCACGACGACUACGGGUACUACGAGGAGGCGGAGCUAGGAAAUACCAGCUACCGCGGAGGAGCCGCCAAUACCACUGCUCCGAGCGGCGGAAACCGUCUGGGUGAUGAUCUCGGCGAUAGCGGAUACGAGAUGAACAUCCCGAGGACUCCGGCGGCGAGGACGCCUGUGCAGGAGGAGAGGAGGGGAAGGCAGCCGGCGGAGAGGAAUCCAUUUGACGAUGAUGCGGAGCCGAGUAAUAUUAGCGUGAGGAGGAUGAGUCCUAGGCCGAUUGAUACGGGCGCGGGGAAACAGGGGAAGAAGGAUGACGACAGUCCGACUGAUAAUCGGAGGUCGGUGUUUAGGGAGGAUGUCUAG
Molecule: messenger RNA, 678 nt
Organism: Scedosporium apiospermum
Lineage: Eukaryota; Fungi; Ascomycota; Sordariomycetes; Microascales; Microascaceae
Exons: 2
Coding region: 1-678 (225 amino acids)
Source: RefSeq, a predicted model, not a curated record